Molecule: messenger RNA, 1710 nt
Organism: Mycena indigotica
Lineage: Eukaryota; Fungi; Basidiomycota; Agaricomycetes; Agaricales; Mycenaceae
Exons: 5
Coding region: 10-1710 (566 amino acids)
Source: RefSeq, a predicted model, not a curated record
UCGACCUCGAUGUCGCGCUCAGUGGCACGCCCGUCCCCUUCCGUGGAAGGCAAUAUGAUGACCCAAAUAGACGAUCUUGUGCAGCGCAACCGGACACUCGAGCAUCUCAACAAAAAACUAGGCGAUGAAAACGCGCUCUUGCUAGAGAAACAUAAACGCGCUUUGCAUGACCACACAGAAUCCCAUAAACGAAGCAUACACGACAUGAAGGUUCAUUUCAAUGAGGAGCGCGUAGCCUUUCGCGAAGGCUGCAACCGAAUCCUUUCCUCGCAUCAACUCGCCCACCUUCGUCUGACGGCAAAACUAGUUGAAACGGAGGAUGUAAUCCUAACAGAGACAAACGCUACGCGACAACAAAAACUCGCUUGUCUUCAUCGUGACUUUCAGCUCACCAUGUUCCGGGUCCGUGAAUCCCAACUCGAAGCCCGUAUCGAAGAUCUCGAAGACCAACUCAAGUAUAGCAGCCGAGAGGGAAACGACCACAUCCUGGAACUACAAGGGAAGUUGCGUGCGCAAGAAGAGGAGAUAGAAGCUCUUGGAGAACAACAAUCAAACCUGGAGCAAGACCUUGACAAACUUCGUGAAAGCCACACACGUUUGGAAUCUGCUAAAGACUCAGCCACGACGAAGCUCGAGCGCCUAAAUCUCCAAUUAGAAGGUGCUAAGACAGCCCACAAGGACUUGGAACGCCAAAAUGACGAACUGAAGCGGACCAAUGAUCAACUAAAGCAUCAAUUAGAUCGAUGGCAGAAUCUAGAGAAUAAAGGCGGAGAAGAAACGGAAUUCUUGAGGAAGAAGAGUGUUGACCUCGGGGUGCAGGUCAAAGCUCUAGAACAGAGGCUCGAGAAGAGAGAUGCAGAGUUGAAAAAGGAAAAGGAGAAACUUUCCAGAUUCAAGGCGAAUGCAAAAGAAUUGGAGGUUUACGCCGGAGAGCAGCGUGAAGAAGCGGAGGUGUCAGCCAACGCUCUAGCUGCAGCUCGUCUAGAGAUCGAACAACUCAAGCAGGCGCUCGAAGAGGCCCAAUCAUCUUACCCCCAUCGUGUAUCACCUACUGUGUCUGAGACUGAAAUCGCUCUCGACAUGGCCGACGUAGUCCCAUCGUCACCGGCAAGACCAAUCUCAAGAAAGCCUGUCUUAAGAACUGCCGUUGCGGGUCCAUCUAAUAUAUCGGAUGAUGACAUCGAGGAAGUUCCGCCCCCGCCCAAGAAACGGGCGACUUCCAAACAGCCUACGGCCAAACGCCCAAAGCUGAAACCUCGGUCUCAAACUAUCUCGAAGGAGGAUAGCGAGGACAGCGAGGAAGAGCGUAAGCCGACCAGAGCGAAAGGGAAAGCCAAGGCCGUUGAUGAGGACUCAGCAAAACCUGCAGCAAGAACCAAACGGAGGCGUGAAGAGAGCGAGCCAGCCCAAACAAAACCUCGGUCUCGCGUCAAUCAACAAAUCCAGCCUAGAGGGUCCAAGCUUAUCUCAGAUGAUGAGGACGAAGCACCUGCCGCGAAAAAGAAGAAACGAACUAUAGGGAUAUUUCCUACCAACUCCCAGCCUUCAUUCAACUUCUUGUCCACGACUGCGACUACCAUUGGUGGAAUCGACAUUCCGACUGUGCUUUCACCCGUUCGUCCAGAUGAUCCAGUUCCCAGCCGGUCAGCGCCAACUCGAACUACGUCGAGCAGCGGACUAAUAAGUAAUUUCUUCAGCUGGAAGAAAUAG